Striga asiatica is the source of this 579-nucleotide messenger RNA. The record is from the annotation of a GenBank genome assembly. Lineage: Eukaryota; Viridiplantae; Streptophyta; Magnoliopsida; Lamiales; Orobanchaceae.
AUGCAGAAAAAAAAUGGCUACAAUCAAGGGAGGCGAAGGACUAAUAGCAGAACAAGUAUGGCUCAAAGAGAAGAUGUGAUUAGGAGGACAGUGUAUGUUUCUGACAUUGAUCAUCAGGUUACCGAAGAGCAACUUGCUGCCCUCUUCAUUGGCUGUGGUCAGGUUGUGGAUUGCCGUGUUUGUGGUGACCCUAAUUCUGUGCUUCGUUUUGCAUUCAUUGAGUUCACUGAUGAGGUGGGUGCAAGAAAUGCCUUGAGCUUAGCAGGAACCAUGCUUGGGUAUUAUCCAGUCAGAGUGUUACCUUCCAAAACCGCAAUAGCUCCUGUUAAUCCGACAUUCUUGCCAAGAUCUGAGGAUGAAAGAGAGAUGUGCGCAAGAACUAUUUAUUGUACAAACAUUGAUAAAAAGGUCACUCAAGCAGAUGUCAAACUCUUCUUCGAAUCCAUUUGUGGCGAGGUCUACCGCUUGAGAUUGCUUGGUGACUAUCAUCAUUCAACUCGUAUAGCUUUUGUUGAGUUUGUAAUGGUGAGACCUACAGUUUCUCAUUUAUUUCUGUUUGACGUGUAUCAAGUCAUAUGA